CAUUUUCUCCUAUUCUCCUCUCACUCUCUCAAGCUUCAUUUCCUUAAACAAAUCAAAACCUUAAACCUUAAAUCAUGUAUUCAUCGUACCGUUCUUCUGUUGCAACUCUAAAACCUUGUUACAUUGAACAAGACGACGGUUUAGCUUCCUUAAAAAACAUGGAUGUUUCCGGUCAUGCUAAUAGUUUCGUUACGAAAUCAAUGACUAUGAUUACCAUGGGUUAUUCUUAUUCCAACCGAACUAGUUUAAGGAACAUGAAUGUUUCUUCACCUAGAUCUGGUGGAAGAUUCUAUGAUACUAGAUUUGAAGAUCAACAACCGCACUUUCUUGAAGCUUGUUCUCUUUGUAACAAACCACUUGGUCACAAUAAAGACAUCUUCAUGUAUAGGGGUGAUACACCUUUUUGUAGUGAAGAGUGUAGACAAGAACAAAUAGAGAUAGAUGAAGUGAAGGAGAAGAAUAUGAAUCUUGCUUUAUCUAUGAAGCAAAGAAAAGCGAGUUCUUCAAACAAGGUUCAAGGCCAAGAUUAUUCGUUUCGUACAGGGACAGUUAUUGCAGCAUAGUUGGUGGUUGAAAAAUAUCUGAAAUAAUUAUUAGUAACAGAAAAGAAGCAAAGAAAAGAUUGAAGUUUUUAACUUUUUCUUUGCAUGAACAAGAGUCAAGAGAGAAGGGAUCAGUACAGAGAAUGUAACUGUAAAUGGUUUGCGUUUGGAAAAGUGUGUUUGCUUGUUUUGGAAGAUCUCUUCAAUGAAGUGGCUCGGUUUUUGGGUUUGCCUUUUGAUUUUUAGAUUAAGGUUUUGAUUUUGCUGCUUUUGUAGAUUGUGUUCUCUUGUGAUUUGUAUAUGGUGGUUGUGUUGUUUCAGUUUUUUUUUUAAGAUGAAUGAAACUGAAUACAAUGGAAAAUUUCUUUCAAUUUUCUCUUAUCUAUCAUAUCAAUGGUUUGAUUUCAAUCAGUGGGUGGUAAGAUUUCAAUCAAACAGUUUAUGAUAAAAUUGGUUUCACCAAACAAACACCACCUCAUCCCUCUCCAAAAUUUGCAGCAUAUGCAGAAACUUUGGAAUUGCUAUAAACUAUUCUUUGAAAAUUAUCA
This is a messenger RNA of Vicia villosa (hairy vetch), 1090 nucleotides long. RefSeq names its product FCS-Like Zinc finger 3-like. Bases 75 to 563 code for a protein of 162 amino acids. The transcript has 2 exons. NCBI's taxonomy places the organism in Eukaryota, Viridiplantae, Streptophyta, Magnoliopsida, Fabales, Fabaceae. The record is from RefSeq and is a predicted model, not a curated record.